Messenger RNA from Tripterygium wilfordii, 1131 nucleotides. RefSeq names its product NDR1/HIN1-like protein 1. The transcript has a single exon. Gene Ontology annotation, biological process: defense response to other organism. The record is from RefSeq and is a predicted model, not a curated record. Bases 179 to 808 code for a protein of 209 amino acids. NCBI's taxonomy places the organism in Eukaryota, Viridiplantae, Streptophyta, Magnoliopsida, Celastrales, Celastraceae.
AGCACCCUCACCCUUCCACCGUCCAAAUAUAUCUCAAAAGAAGACCAUCACACCCACAAUAUAACGCGUUCGCCGCAAGGCACGGUCACAAAAGCAGAGCCCUCUCCAUCUCUCUCUUUGUCUCAAAAACAACUAAUUUCAUAGUAUUCAUUCACUCUCCUCUCAAACUUCUUUCACUAUGUCGGCAAAAGACUGUGGCAGCCAUGGCAAAAAGCGCCAAAAAAUCUGGCGUCGAAUUUUCUGGGGAAUUCUAAUCUUCCUCUUCAUCGUUCUGGUCACAAUCCUUAUCGUUUGGGCCGUUCUCCAGCCCAAAAAGCCCAAAUUCAUCAUCCAAGACAUCACCGUUUACGCCUUCAAUGCUUCCAUUCCAAAUUUCAUUACCUCCAAUUUCCAAGUCACCAUAUCCUCUCGAAAUCCUAACGAUGAAAUCGGAAUCUACUAUGAUAGGAUGAGCAUCUAUGCUUCCUACCGUAACCAGCAAAUCACUCUCCGCACCUCCAUACCUCCGGAGUACGAGGGCGACAAGGAGACCAACGUGUGGUCUCCUUUCAUUUACGGUAAUUCCGUACCUGUAGCUCCGUACAACUCCGUCACACUGAGUCAGGACCAGUCCACAGGCUCUGUCGCGCUGAUCAUCAAGAUUGAUGGACGGGUAAGAUUCAAAGUUGGAACGUUUACAACCGGAAGAUAUCGUCUCCACGUGAAGUGUCCAGCGUUUAUUCAGUUCGGGAGCCAGACUUCGGGGGUCGUUGUCGGUGACAACGCCGUCAAGUACCAGAUGCUCACCAGUUGCAGCGUGAGUGUUUGACCACCUCUGGCGGAGCAGAUCAUCAGUAUCAAAGAAGAUGGGCUGACGGCGUUAUGUGUGUGCCAAGUUGUUCUCUUCUUCUUCUAACGCCGUUAGUUUUUAAUUUUAAUUUUUUUUAAUAAGUGUCUACAAUUUCUGUCUUAUAGGUACAAGGUGAUAAAUAUUAAAAAUUAUAAAAUUGUACAUUUUGCUACAACAAUAAAUUGAAAAAAAAAAUCAUAUUAGACGACGAAUGGCAAAAUUACGAUUUCUUAUGCAAGUUGUAAUAAUUUUAUUGCAUAUUUAUAAAUAAAAUUUGGAAUUGAUAAUUUAUUUCCAAUAAA